CUCCAUCAUUCUAUAUACUUAUUCAAACAUGGCUCUCUUCUCAUAUUCUAAGAUAUUUUUUAUUGCAUUUUCCAUGUCUUUAUUUGCUUAUUCUUCUUUUGCUCGAGAUUUCUCUAUAGUGGGCUAUUCCCCAGAUGACUUGACUUCCAAUGAUAGACUCAUUGAUCUCUUCGAGUCUUGGAUGUCAAAAUUCGAAAAGGUUUACGAGAGUCUUGAGGAAAAACUAAAGAGAUUUGAUAUUUUUAAGGAUAAUUUGAAGCACAUAGACGAGACAAACAAGAAGGUUAAAAACUACUGGCUUGGGUUGAAUGAAUUUGCAGAUUUGAGCCAUGAAGAAUUCAAGAAGAUGUAUUUGGGCUUGAAGAAGACUGACUUGCCUAGAAGAAGAGAGUCGUCACUUGAAGAAUUUAGUUAUAAAGAUGUUAUGGAUUUGCCCAAGUCAGUCGACUGGAGAAAGAAAGGAGCUGUUACUAACGUCAAAAACCAAGGCUCAUGCGGUAGCUGUUGGGCAUUUUCAACGGUUGCUGCAGUAGAGGGUAUAAACCAAAUUGUUACAGGGAAUUUGACUUCAUUGUCUGAGCAAGAGCUGAUCGAUUGUGACAAUAACUUCAACAAUGGUUGCAAUGGAGGACUGAUGGAUUACGCAUUUGCCUACAUUGUUUCAAGUAGGGGACUCCACAAGGAAGCAGACUAUCCAUACAUAAUGGAGGAAGGCACUUGCAAAAUGAAUAGGGGAGAAUCGAAGUUGGUAACCAUAAGUGGCUACCAUGACGUGCCACAGAACAAUGAAAUGAGCCUAUUGAAGGCACUUGCAAACCAGCCUAUCAGCGUUGCUAUUGAGGCUUCUGGAAAAGACUUUCAAUUUUACAAAGGGGGUGUUUUCGAUGGGCAUUGUGGAACCGAUCUAGACCACGGAGUAGCAGCCGUUGGUUAUGGAUCAACCACAGGCUUGGACUAUAUCAUUGUGAAGAAUUCAUGGGGAGCAAAAUGGGGUGAAAAAGGCUAUAUAAGGAUGAAAAGGAACAGUGGAAAGGCAGAAGGGCUGUGUGGAAUCAACAAAAUGGCUUCCUAUCCAACUAAAAACAAGUGAAAACAAGGCACAGGCUGUGUCUAAUAAUUCCUUCUGGUGUUUUUAUUAAUACAUAAAUGGUCAUGUGAUUUAAAUAUAAUUUCAUGAAGGUUUCUAAUUGAAUUGUCAGGCAAAGUUUCUUUCUUUCGAGCUCGUGUCGUGAUCCAUUUGCGAAGAAUAUUAUAUAAUAUACUUUGGAUCAUUAUAUAAGA
Pistacia vera is the source of this 1281-nucleotide messenger RNA. RefSeq names its product cysteine protease XCP2. The record is from RefSeq and is a predicted model, not a curated record. Lineage: Eukaryota; Viridiplantae; Streptophyta; Magnoliopsida; Sapindales; Anacardiaceae. Gene Ontology annotation, cellular component: lysosome. Gene Ontology annotation, molecular function: cysteine-type endopeptidase activity. The coding region runs from base 29 to 1090 and encodes 353 amino acids. The transcript is spliced from 4 exons.